Molecule: messenger RNA, 525 nt
Organism: Lodderomyces parapsilosis
Lineage: Eukaryota; Fungi; Ascomycota; Pichiomycetes; Serinales; Debaryomycetaceae
Product: peroxiredoxin family protein
Exons: 1
Coding region: 1-525 (174 amino acids)
Biological process (GO): cell redox homeostasis; hydrogen peroxide catabolic process; cellular response to oxidative stress
Cellular component (GO): cytoplasm; peroxisome; mitochondrion
Molecular function (GO): thioredoxin peroxidase activity
Source: RefSeq, a predicted model, not a curated record
AUGGCAGGCCAACAAUUCCCCACUGAUGUUAAGGCAAAAUACGUCCCCUAUGAUAAUCAACACUCGGAAAUUUUGAAAGCUGGUGACCCAAAACCACUUGAUUUGGCAGCGGAAUUGAAAGACGGAACUGUCGUUAUUACAGCAAUUCCCGGUGCUUUCACCCCAACUUGUUCCCUCAAACAUAUCCCUGAAUACAUUAAAAAUGUUGACAAAUUAAAGAAAAAGGGAGUCAAGAGAGUGAUUGUCUUAGCCGUGAAUGACCCGUUCGUGAUGUCGGCUUUUGGUAAGGCAGUUGGCUACAAAAAUGAAGAAAACUUUGUUGUGUUUGCCACUGAUCCAGAGGGUCAAAUUUCAAGUCAAUUGGGUGAAGACUAUGUCUUAGAUUUGAGUAGUGCUGGUUUGGGUAAGAGAUUACAAAGGUAUGCUGCUAUUGUAAAAGAUGGUGAGAUUUUUUACUUGGCUAAUGAAGAUGGUGGUGAUUUUACUGAAAAGUCAAGUGCUGAAACAUUACUUGAUAAGUUGUAA